Xylona heveae TC161 is the source of this 726-nucleotide messenger RNA. RefSeq lists its product as hypothetical. The record is from RefSeq and is a predicted model, not a curated record. The transcript has 3 exons. The coding region runs from base 1 to 402 and encodes 133 amino acids. Lineage: Eukaryota; Fungi; Ascomycota; Xylonomycetes; Xylonales; Xylonaceae.
AUGGGUAUCUUCGGUUGGGACGACUCCAACGACGCCUACCAGCAGUACCAGAACGGUGGAGGCCAGGAGCACGAGGGCUCCAAGCUCCACGAGUUCGUUGGCGGUGCUGCUGCCUUUGAGGGUUUCAAGCUGUUCGAGGACCACCAGCGUGCUGAGGGCAAGCAAGUCAACCACGCAUUCGCCAAGGAGCUGGUGGCCGGCUUCGCGGGCGCUGAGGCUGAGAAGUUCGCCGAGACCCGUGGUCUUAACGAGUACGAUAAGAUCCAGGCUCGCCGUCACGCAGAGGACAGUGCCCAGAACAUGUACUCUGAGCACUAUGAGCAGAACCUCGGUGCCGACCAGUACGACCCUCAGCAAUACGGCGGUCACGACUACAUCCAGAACAACUACAACAACUACUAGAUUGGUUGACGAGAAGUGCUGGACAUUGUAUUGACGCAAAUAUGAUAUCUCACGAAAUUGCUCUAGCAUACUCAGCGAGCUCUAUUUAUUUCAAUGGAAAACAGUAAAAUUGUUAACAUAAUGUGCAUUCUUAGAAGAUUGAGAUGCCCGUGGAAAAUUUGGAGUGCCAUGACGCCAUAGUGUUAUGUAUAACUUGAGUGAAGCUGAUCGUUCGAAUUGAAGAAGCAGUCGCGUAACGCUGCAUCGCGUUGUCGCUUGGGUUUAUUUCGUGUCCGAUGCCACUAUGAUUUUGCUGCACCAGCCUUUAGCCAGUAUUUGGACGUG